Messenger RNA from Paraphaeosphaeria sporulosa, 330 nucleotides. Its product is annotated as heterokaryon incompatibility. NCBI's taxonomy places the organism in Eukaryota, Fungi, Ascomycota, Dothideomycetes, Pleosporales, Didymosphaeriaceae. The annotation marks the transcript as partial. The record is from RefSeq and is a predicted model, not a curated record. The transcript has a single exon.
AUGGAAUACGCGUUCAGUCCAGAAACUUGGGCGGUAAUUAAAUUUGGAUAUGAGGCCUUAUCCUACGUCUGGGGCACAGCGCAGAACCCUUCCCGAGCAUAUGUCUCCUGUUCAAAUGCCUCUUCACAGGGCGUCAUCUCGAUUGGUCAAAAUCUCGAUGUUGCACUCCGCCAUCUCCGAUAUGAGACUGAGCCGCGAAGACUCUGGAUUGAUGCACUGUGUAUCGAUCAGACCAAUUUGAAUGAGCGGUCUUCGCAAGUUUCAAUCAUGGAUAAAGUUUACAGCAUUGCCACUCGUACUGUCGCCUGGCUGGGACCAAAUAGGAAUAGU